This is a messenger RNA of Lucilia cuprina (Australian sheep blowfly), 1683 nucleotides long. RefSeq names its product nuclear fragile X mental retardation-interacting protein 1 (gene Nufip). Gene Ontology annotation, molecular function: RNA binding. Bases 82 to 1662 code for a protein of 526 amino acids. Gene Ontology annotation, cellular component: nucleus. Gene Ontology annotation, biological process: box C/D snoRNP assembly. NCBI's taxonomy places the organism in Eukaryota, Metazoa, Arthropoda, Insecta, Diptera, Calliphoridae. The transcript has a single exon. The record is from RefSeq and is a predicted model, not a curated record.
CAAUAUCAACAAAGAAAUCAAAACAAACAAACGUGAAGCAUGCUGUUUUAAAUAAAAAAUAAUUAGUUAAGCUGGAAUACAAUGGAUAAACCAUUUAAAUUUACUUUACCCUCACCAAAUUUCAAUAAAAAUGCUAAAGAUGCCUGCAAACCAAAACCACACUUUCUUACUCCUUCGGGUAUGUCACUGUUACCACGUGAGAAACAACCGCCACCCAUGUAUGGUAAGCAUGGAGCAACAGUCCCACCCAGGUAUCUACAGCAACAGCGAGUUGUAAGUGAUAAAUCAACUAUAACGGACAACUCACCACCACCUCCGGAAAAGCAAUACUGUGAGCCUUGUGAAUUAGAGUUAAAUUCGAUGGAAGAUUUAAAACGCCAUCGGGCUCAACAUGAAAAAUGUCCAGUUGCGAGCUGUCUUUAUAAAGGUCAUCCCUCGGUAAUGGAUAAACAUGUAAAUGCACUUCAUGCCUCGGGAUUAUUUGAUAAAUUUAAAAAGCUUAGCACGCCAGAGGAAAUAGCUGCCUGGCGAGAUGAAAGACGCAAAAGGUAUCCUACACUAGCAAACGUUUUGUUAAAGCAAAAAGCACAAGAGCAAAGACAAAAACGUGGCGAACGUUUAGAGGCGAAUAAAAAUCGUUUUGGUAAACCGAACGAUAGAAAACGAGCACAACCCAAUGAUCCGGAAAAUGUUAAUGCUGUAGAGGAAAAAAAGCCCAGAGAAAAAGGCAAAUUAAACCAGAAAAAUAAUAAAAGAAAUCGCAAUAAAAAUAAACGUAAUCAAAAGAACAAUAAAAACAAUCAAGAAGUUAAACCGAAUGUACAAAAUAUAGCUAAAACUAAUAAUGAAAAGAAGGAAGAGGAAAAUGAUCUUGUAUGUGGAGGAAUAAAAAUGUUUACAGGAACUAGUCAAAUGAAGGAUUAUAAACAUUUUAAUGAUAAGAAGAAGUUGGUAACAAGUAAUGCUUUAUUUGGGCUAGUUGGAAUGUAUGGUUCCGAUGAUGAGGACGAUGAUAAUGACGAAUCGGAAGAAAAAGAAAGUGUUAGUGGUAAGAGCCUAAUAGAUCAAAUUGAUAUUACGGAGACUGAAAACGAUAAACUUGUAAUUAGUAGUUUUAUAAAGGAGAAUAUUGAAGUAAGUAGCGAAAAAGUACAGAAUAAAGAUAUCUCCGAAAAAAUACCAACAGAAGAUAACUCUUACUCACAGCAAGCUAACAAUACUAAUGAUAUUAACGAAGUUAAAACAGAUAGCAACAUGCGUUUAAAUGAAACGAAUCUUAUAGAAGGCGUAAAUGAAAAUUCUAUCCCUAAGGACAAUUCUUCCGACGAAGCUCCUGAAGAGACACCCAUACAACGAAGUAUACAAGACUAUCCAGUUAAAUCGUUAAACAAUCCAAAUAAUACUUCUACUAUGGAAACAGCAGAAAAGCGAAACAAUCAAACGGAGACAUCGCCUAGUAUAACUAAACCAAGACAAGCAGUUAAAAGAAAAACAGGUUUAGAUUAUCGUAAGGCUCGUUUGCGUAAACAAAACACUAUGUUGGAAAAAUUACUUGAAACGGAUAUAAGACAUGAGAGAAACGUAUUGUUACAGUGUGUACGUUAUGUAUUUGAAAAUAAUUACUUUGGCAUUGGUCAAAAUAAUCAAAAAAAGCCUGAUUAAAGAUAUUAGUUUAUUAAAAUA